UGGGGAGUGGGUUCUUCUUUAUUAUAUUUUUUACUUCUCCCUUGCGUACAGGAUCUAUUAAUGUAGAUGGUUUGGAGUGUUGGAAAAUUGGAUGGUCAGUAGACGAGAAGAUGCAUAGUGUUUUCUUCCCGUGUCUUAGGCCAUCUAAGGAUUGCAUAUGUCGUUCACCCUGUUGUCCUGAAUCUUCCCUUUUUUACUCCAGUUUGCUCUUGGAUGUGAUGUUUUGUUUCGGUAUCAUGAUUUACAUGCAGCGGCGUAGGACCAAGUAUCUUGCAGCAUGACCAGGCCUUUGUCUGUCCUUUCUCUUCUGGCCCCUCCACAAUUUCAGCUCGCGUGUU
Messenger RNA from Aspergillus neoniger CBS 115656, 338 nucleotides. RefSeq lists its product as uncharacterized. Bases 111 to 281 code for a protein of 56 amino acids. NCBI's taxonomy places the organism in Eukaryota, Fungi, Ascomycota, Eurotiomycetes, Eurotiales, Aspergillaceae. The record is from RefSeq and is a predicted model, not a curated record. The transcript has a single exon.